Suillus subaureus is the source of this 1598-nucleotide messenger RNA. RefSeq lists its product as uncharacterized. Gene Ontology annotation, cellular component: nucleus. NCBI's taxonomy places the organism in Eukaryota, Fungi, Basidiomycota, Agaricomycetes, Boletales, Suillaceae. The transcript has 5 exons. Gene Ontology annotation, biological process: regulation of DNA-templated transcription. Bases 77 to 1111 code for a protein of 344 amino acids. The record is from RefSeq and is a predicted model, not a curated record.
UUUGUCAUUCUAGCUAGCACACCUUCAGCUCAAACUACCAACGACUGACAACUGAUAAUCUUAGAACGUGGAGACCAUGAGCACUGCGAGCGUUCAAAAUUUGGAGGAAGCUGUCACGAUAGCGUCGGAGUUCAUAAUGACCCUUGAUAACUUACCUAGCGAAGUACAAUUUCUUCUGCAAGAGCUUCGCUCGAAAGAGACCGAUUCUCAAGACAUUCAGAAUGAUCUAGCCAAAGAUGCUCAUAAAUAUAUGCGAUAUUCCCUACGAUCGGACGGUACAGACCCUGCCUCCAAAGAGAAGGGUGGGGCACCAGCUCCACCAAUUGAGAAACUGAGGGAUGCUCAGGAGAAACUUUCAGCGCUUUCAGACGCGAAAAUUGCUCUGGCCUCUCGUAUCGUUGACCUACUAUCCAGGAAGCGGGCUCGGUUAGAAUAUGACUUGGGUCGUGUCCUUGUUCUACAAGGAGAAGCAGAUCCAGCAUCUGUUUUCGCUGGUGCCGCAGCUUCGACUCCAGUCUCUGUAUCAGGACUUGGUAGUGGCACUGCUGGCUAUGUACUUGGAGGACGCAAUCCAGCCGCUCAAAUCAAUGAAAGCUUGCGAAAUGCGUUCGCUGGCGGUACCGCCACGCCUCUGGCAGGUGGCUCGGGAAGUAUGGCUUCUGUCGGAGGGCGCGCUUCGGUGACUGGGGAAGACAAUGCAUUCAAAAAACGGAGAUUGAUGGCAACGCAGGGCUCUAUCAAACUGCCAUCACCUGCACCAUCUGCCUAUGUUCCAUCUACUCGGGGUCGCCGGAGAAGACGGGGGGCUUCAUCUGAGGCUGAGGACUUCGAUUUUGAUUAUGGAGAUGAAACUCAAGGUGCAGAAGAAGCAGAAGAAGGUGAUGGUGAAGAGGGUGAAGAUGGUGAAGAUAAGGAACUGUACUGUUUCUGUCAGAAGUUGAGUUAUGGAGAAAUGAUCGCGUGUGACAAUCCAGAUUGCCCGUAUCAAUGGUUUCACCUCCCUUGCGUCAGCCUCAAGCAACCACUCCCUGAGAGUUGGUUCUGUGAUGACUGCCUUAGAAAGAUGGGUCCUCCUGCGUCUGGUCCUGGCCGUAAGGGCCGGAAGAAAUAGACCUUGCCCCCCUCACAUUCCUCUUCGCAUCGCCUUGGCUUGGGCAAAGAAGUUGCCAUAUGCUUCGGGGCAGCCAAUACCGGGCUAUCUGCAACAGCGUUUUGAACGUGGUUCUGCCUCGUCACUUCUGUCGUAUUAAUGAAUCUGAUGUGGACUACAGGAAGACUUGCACUGUACCUACAGCUGCUACCUCGUCCUCACAAAAUUGUGAAGCAUUUAAAGUUGUCCUUUCUUUGGCGAUAAGAUCGGAGAUUCCUAUGAUCCACACUAUGGCCACACGUACCUCACCAUUUCUGGCUUUCCCUUACUAUGUCCGUCUCUGGCAACGUUCGGUGGCAGUGGAGUACAGGAUAGAACGCAGAUACAAUCGAGUAGACCGAGAGUGGGCUCACGACACGGGCUGUCCAAUAAAGUAAAAUCAAAUCACAGGUCCUCAAACAGGGCGUCUACUGUGUGAGCAUUCGUCCACAAUCGAGUAUUUCCUCCU